Molecule: messenger RNA, 709 nt
Organism: Dreissena polymorpha
Lineage: Eukaryota; Metazoa; Mollusca; Bivalvia; Myida; Dreissenidae
Product: myb/SANT-like DNA-binding domain-containing protein 4
Exons: 3
Coding region: 296-709 (137 amino acids)
Cellular component (GO): nucleus
Source: RefSeq, a predicted model, not a curated record
CGUUUUACUAACAAUACUUAAGUUUUGCGUAAGUAUUGGCGUAAGUUGACAAGUUACGAAUAACGUACGCAUUUCGUAAGUGCGUUUUACUAACAUUGCGUAAGUUUGACAUCGUACGUAAGUGAAAAAAAUGAUCGUAACUCUCCAACUUGGAGGUGACAUGUAAACAAACAACAACAACUCUGACGGUUAAACUAUACUAUUUUUACUUUGUUGUUUUAUGUAACCCAUCUGCUUUCGUAAGUGUGUUGUCACCUAGUGUCGUCUGCACUUGUUUAAGUUGUAACUUGUCACAAUGGAUGCGGUAACGCUUAAUGAGAAGAAAAGAGAAAAAAGGAAAUUGAAUUGGACAAAAAUAGAAACGGAGGUGUUAGCAGCUGCUUACAUCGAGCAGCAUGCGUUGAUAAACGGCAAUUUUUCAUCGACGUUGUCUGGAAAAGAUAAGGAUCUUGCGUGGGAAAAAAUUGCAGAACAAAUAAACGCACUGGGAGCAGAAGAAAGAACAGUGGAAGAGAUCCGGAAAAAGAUUUCCGACACGAAAACAAAACUGAGAAAGAAAGAAAGACAACGGCGCCUAUCAAUGAAACAAACGGGAGGGGGGCCAGCAAUCACACUGGAGAAGUGGGAGGAGAAAAUGAUAGAGGUUAUUGGCGAAGAGUCGAUUGUGGGGUUCGGUGGUGUGGACACGUUUGCUGUGCAACGUGAGUAA